This is a messenger RNA of Camelina sativa (false flax), 177 nucleotides long. Lineage: Eukaryota; Viridiplantae; Streptophyta; Magnoliopsida; Brassicales; Brassicaceae. The record is from RefSeq and is a predicted model, not a curated record.
AUGGAUCAAGCUAUUACGUCUCUUGAGGUAAGAUUUGAGCAAUUCCAAGGUUUCGGUUGCUUCCGCGGAGAGAAGUUUUUCAAAAUUAAAGCUCAUAAAAAAUUAUCUACGCUCGACUAUGUCUCAAGAUCGAUUGAAUGGUUUGGCAUUGAUAUCCAUAGAGCAAGAACAAGUUGA